This is a messenger RNA of Botrytis porri, 3048 nucleotides long. RefSeq lists its product as uncharacterized. Lineage: Eukaryota; Fungi; Ascomycota; Leotiomycetes; Helotiales; Sclerotiniaceae. The transcript is spliced from 2 exons. The coding region runs from base 1 to 3048 and encodes 1015 amino acids. The record is from RefSeq and is a predicted model, not a curated record.
AUGACUUAUGUUCAUGUAGGAAAGACGCCUGUUCCGCAACGUAUCCCACCAAGCUUUUCCAAUGAGGUCUUCUAUCCUGGAAGUGCCCCUGCUGGUGUUACUCCACAGUACUUCACAACAUUGAACGUUUAUCAACAAUGGCUGCAGAUUUUUGGUCCAGAUGUUCCUCUUCCUGAAGAUGAGCGAAACCUGCCAGGUUAUCCUCAAAACAACCUGUACACGGCAACUGGUGAAGAGGGUCCCCGGUAUCGUUAUUGUAGCAAGGAAAGAGUUUGGAAGCCUAGGACCAAUUUUCCCAUGAGCAAUUGCAGGUUUCUAUCUACAUGCUCUCGUUGUAAAGAUGUUGAUAUUAGAAGGGCAGCUAAACGACAGGGAAAAUCACUGGAGAACAGUAACGAGGACUCAUUCCAAGGAAUACAACCAAAUCAGAAUGUGACAGCGCGGUUUUCGAAACCAAGUAUGCCCAUAGCCAAUACAGACCAUCGAAAACAUACUGUUGCCAAUUUGCCUCUGAUGCCAAAGGCUAAACCAUACACUGCCGAGCCUCUACGAAAACAUCCUAUACCCGCACCAGUAAUCGCUACACCAGCUCUAGGUCCGUCUGAGGAGACCAUAGCAAGGCUCAACGAACUCGAAGAAAUGCAGUUCGACGCAAAGAGGAUUCAAUCCCGUCUUCUUGGUCACGAGAAUGUCAAGAAACAAUGCGAAGCGAAGCUAGAGGACUUGAUGAUGGCGAUAAAUUGUGUCAGUGAGGGCAACAGAGGCAAGAGCAUGACCGAGACAGCGAGACUCCAAGACCGCAUAUCCACAUUGGAGAAUAUACUUAAUGAAAUCCGAAGUGAGUUGGAGGAUGUCAAUCUAGCGAUAGGUCUUAUGGCCGAAAUGAACAAAGACAAUACUGGCUACCAAAACAACAAUGAACCUACGGUUCUUCCUAGUAUCGAGGAGGAAAAUGUCGGAUCGUUCAAUAGCCCAAACAACUUUGAUAAUACAAGCGAAGCAGGCGUUGAAUUUGCUGGUGAAACCAACGAUUUAUUGCGCUUUUCACCAAUGCCGCAUAGCUAUCCUCCGCUUGAUGACGAUGGUCAUGUACUCAGCAACAAUGAUCCAUUUGAGCAAAGUCCUAAAUUCGCUAGCGGAUUGGACAGCAUGGUCGAAAAAGAUCAUGGAGACGGAACGAGCAAGGUCAAUAUGAACUCGCCACUCCACACUCUCAAUAUGGUAGGCGCCGGUGCUCUCCAUGCUGAUCCCUCCAUAAUGCUUCAAGAUCAAGACACCGUUGAUAAAAACUUUCAACAGCUUCAUAACUUCCGAACAAAGAAUCCUCAAGCUCAAAAGGAAGUCGACCAUAAUCGAUUCCGAGCGCUGUCAGUCUCUCGAGAGGUCCCAGAUCAACAUGCUCAAUCUUACCAAGCUCAGUCUCGUCAACCUUCUGCUUCCCAACGAUUCCAAUUCCAUACUCGCACACCCUCGAAAUCCAGAUAUCUCGAUCCACAUUUGCCACACCAAGCUUCAGCUCACAUUUCGAGUCAUUUACAGCCCCAGAAAGCCACGAAUGAUGCCGCACAAUGCUCCCCGUUACCCCCACACACACCUGGCUUAAACCUAAAUCUCUUCGGAAAUCAUAAUCCUACCGCUGUCUUUCAGUUUGGAAAGUCUACUACGCUGAGAGAUUCCAGGCGUUAUGGUGUCGAGAUAGAGGAAGAUGUUGGGGGAGUUCAGACUUUAGCCUCACAGCAAAAACAAGAGCCUGCCCAGGAAGCGCAACCACAGCAAGAACAACAAUUUCAACCAGUCGAAAUGGCGGAGUUAGUUCAGUUGGCGCAAAAGGCAACAGAUAAUUAUGAUAAAAUAGCUCGACGGGCGAGGAUGGAUCAAGAGUCACAAAAAGUCCACGAUGAACUGGCCCAAGAACAACUAUCUCAACCGACUAGAGUGGUCCAACAGCCGAAACAAGCUUGCGACCAACUGGCUCAAAGUCAAAUGGUCGAAGAACAACUAGCUCAAAAUGCAAAAGAUAUUUACAAGCAACAUGAUCACGAGCAACGAGCGCAAGAGCAGCGAGCUAAAGAAGAACUAGCACAACCGAUUGAACUGUUCCAACUAGCAAAGCAAGCUUGUGGCCGACUCGCUCAGGAUCAAUUGUCCCAAAAACGACGUUCUGAACGGGCAAGAGACUCUUACGACCAACUAGCUUACGAGAAACGAACUCGACAAAACGAAGCGACCUGCGACAGGACUUUAGCUCAUGACCAAAUGGAUCAAGACGAACUGUAUCAAGACGAACUGUAUCAAGGCGAAAUGGAUGAGUAUGAAAUGGGUCAAUACGACAUGGAUCAAGAUCAACUAGCACAAAAGGCAAUGCACGCAAGAGACGUUUACGACAAAAUAGCUCACGAGAAACGAACUCGACAAAACGAAUCGACCGCCGAGGCGAAUGUAGCAUGCGAGCAACUAGAUCAAGACCAAAUGGAUCCGGACGAGAUGGUUCAAGACGAAAUGUAUCAAGACCAACUAGCUGAAGACCAACUAGCCCAAAAGGCAAGAGACGCAAGAGAUGUCUACGAUCAACUGGUAAACGAGAUACGAGACCGGAAGAACGAACUGGCGGAACACGUUCAUCAUGCGCACUAUCAACUCUCCCGACUAUCUCAACAAACCCAGCUGGCUCAGCAGGAACAACAAGAACUCAGAGCUCAGAAAGCAGAAUACCAAGCAAGAAGACAAAGACAACCCCUCGAAUCCCUCCCGAACUUCCAUUCCCUUCCCAUCCGGGAAGCCCAACCGAAUCAAUCCGUUGAAACCGCCAAACGACGCGCAGAUGAAUCUCCGAAAUCCCCGGAAUCGCCACUUCAACACGAGCCCGAACACCCCGUCCGAAGAUUCAAGCGAGCCAGACAUGGAGAAGAGACAGAAACUGAGAUGCAGGAACGUGGAGAUAGGCACGCAAAGCCAGUAGAGCGACGAGCGGAGAUAUGGGAGAUGCAGCAGAUUGAGAAGGCUACAGAGCUUUCGGUUGAGGAUGAGCGGAGAUGUGAGAAGGGGUGA